This is a messenger RNA of Phymastichus coffea, 5788 nucleotides long. Its product is annotated as roundabout homolog 2-like. Gene Ontology annotation, molecular function: axon guidance receptor activity; protein binding. The record is from RefSeq and is a predicted model, not a curated record. Gene Ontology annotation, cellular component: plasma membrane; axon. Gene Ontology annotation, biological process: Roundabout signaling pathway; cell-cell adhesion; axon guidance. The coding region runs from base 687 to 4940 and encodes 1417 amino acids. The transcript has 10 exons. Lineage: Eukaryota; Metazoa; Arthropoda; Insecta; Hymenoptera; Eulophidae.
UCGAACGUAUCUCGGGGGAUGUGCGUUGCGCUGCUCUCUGCCAAGCACUUUCGGCACGCUCAGCUCUCGAUCUGUCGGCUAUAUCACUGCCCGGAUUUUCUCGAGCUUUAGCCGAUAUCGAACGGAUGUUCUCUCGAUCGAUUUCGCCAACGACGAAUGCCAAGCUCGGAUUUCACCAAGAUACAUCAGUGCGUUCAGUGUUUGUGUGAUCAGCGCGACAUCAGGUUGCGCACUGUGAAUUUUUGGAAAAAGUGCGUUGUCGAGUUAUCGUAGCACUGACGAGUCGUCACUGCUCAGUCGGGAAGUGUCGCCGCUGCUAAUCAACGCCGUCGGCGAGGGCAUAUACACGGAAAAACGUCGCAUAAACAAAAGACGAGAGGACUGUGUAUUUUGGGCGACGGAUAUGGAGACGGGCCCCAGCGUGACAGCAGCACGCGGCGUCGGCCGGGCAACCGUAGCGCUCGUGCAGCCACUCUUGUAAAUCCAACGACGACGUUAGCAGCGGCAAACUACUCUAGAUCCAAAUAAAUAGAAAAAGCCACGGCGUAUACGGCAGAGGGGCAUCGCCGACAAAAUAGUGUGUGCAUGUGCGUGACCUCGUUGAUAAUAUGCUAAAUGCGUGUUGCUGCCGGCUGUGAUAAGCAAACGAUUUGGUCAAAGUGUUACUCGGGAUAAUAUCUACAAAUAUGUCGUGCCGCCUGGAGCUGCUGAUCCUGCUGUUGCUGACGGCCGGCGCGUCCGUCGUUGAAGGACAAUUCCGAUCACCACGCAUCACGGAGCACCCGAGCGACAUAACGGUGGCGAAGCACGAGCCGGUCACGCUGAACUGCAAGGCCGAGGGCAAGCCCAAGCCCGAGAUCGAGUGGUACAAGGACGGCGAGCUCGUGCAGACGUCGCCGCUGGACUCGCACCGAGUGCUGCUGCCGACGGGCUCGCUCUUCUUCCUGAGGGUCACCCACGGCAAGAAGGAGCAGGACGGGGGCGUGUACUGGUGCGUCGCCAAGAACUCGGCGGGCAGCGCGACCAGCCGCAACGCCACUCUCACCGUAGCAGUGCUGCGCGAGGAUUUCCGCGUGGAGCCGCAGAACACGCGGGUAGCCGCGGGCGAGACAGCACUGUUGGAGUGCGGCCCGCCGCGAGGGCAUCCCGAGCCAGUACUGCAGUGGAAGAAGAACGGCCACCCCAUAGACUUGGACAGCAACAAACGGAUGUCACUCCUUGAUGGAGGCAACUUGAUGAUAACCGAUGUGAAACAGUCCGACCAAGGAAAGUACCAAUGCGUCGUUUCGAACAUCGUUGGCUCUCGAGAGUCAGCGAUAGGAAUUCUCACCGUCAAUGUGAAGCCGUACUUCCUGAAAACGCCCUUAAAUCAGACAAUCCUCAUGGACCAGACCGCGGAGUUUAUAUGCCGCGUAGGCGGUGACCCACCGCCAGAGAUUCUGUGGCGCCGGCACGAUGGUAAAAUGCCGAUCGGUCGCGGUCACAUACUCGACGACAAGGGACUGCGAAUAGAGCGUGUCAUGCCCGCCGACCAAGGCACCUAUAUCUGCGAAGCCCAGAAUGGCGUCGGAGCUAUCUCAGCGAGUGCAACGCUCACCGUGCACUCCCGGCCGGUAUUCACCAAUUUCCCAAAGGACGAGUCGGUGAAUCCAGGCACAGACGUGACGUUCGCGUGCUCGGCCAAGGGAGUUCCCGCGCCGUCGAUAUUCUGGACUCGCGAGGGCUCGCAGGAGCUGAUGUUUCCUGGCCACUCGUACCAGGAACGCUACACCGUCAGCGAGGACGGUAGCCUGCACAUUAAACAGAUCCAACGCAAGGACGAGGGUCACUACGUGUGCAGCGCCAUCAGCCAAGUCGGUGCUACCACUGCCACAGUCUUCCUCGCCGUACUAUCGACGGACGAGGUGCCACCGCCGAUAAUCGAGCUUGGCCCAGCGAAUCAAACGCUGCCACUGAAGAGCCAAGCCUCACUGCCAUGCCGAGCCGUCGGCACGCCUACUCCCAAGAUCAACUGGCACAAAAACGGCCAGUUGGUGCAACUAGGCAAUAGAAUAACGAUGGCGAGCAACGGUACUCUGUUCAUCGACGAUCUGCAGAAGACCGACGCUGGCAUGUAUACGUGCAUCGCUUCGUCCGAAUCCGGCAAUACAUCUUGGUCAGCAGCUUUGUCGAUCAGCGCCACCACGACGUUGCAUAGGACUCCCGAUAUCUCGGAACUGCCCCAGAAUCCGAGCAAGCCGAGGAUCGUAAAUACCACCAGUCACUCUGUCACCAUCACUUGGAGUCCCGGUCACGAUGGUGCCAGCAAGAUUACUGGCUACCACGUCGAGUAUUUCAGCAGUAAUCUCAACACCGGCUGGGUUGUUGCUGCCAAUGGGAUCGCCGAGGACACCUUUACCGUAUCCGAUUUGAAGCCCGAUACCAAUUACGUUUUCCUGGUUCGAGCAGAAAAUAGUCAUGGUCUGUCACUGCCAGGUCCGCUGUCAGACGUGGCUCAUACGAUGAGCGUCGAUCAACAUACGGUGCCUCAAACGGAACUGAUUCGCGCUCGGGAUCGUCUCAACAGUGAAAUUCUUCAGCUCAGCGACGUCAUUUCUCUCAGCAGCACCAGCGUUAAGAUUAUCUGGGGCAUUCUUGGAGCGCCAGACUUGGUAGAUGGCUUAUACAUUCGCUAUCGCGAGGUGUCAGACAAACCACCCGAGUACCAGAUGGUCACUGUAAUGAACGCUGGAGCAACUAGCUACGUGCUUACCGAUCUUAAAAAGUUUACGCGCUACGAGUUCUUCUUGGUGCCAUUCUACAAAACCAUCGAGGGUCGACCGAGCAACGUGAAAUCUGCAAUGACCCUCGAGGACGUGCCCUCGGCACCACCCGAUAACGUUCACGUCGGUAUGAUCAACUCGACCUCCGCCUACGUUAGAUGGGAACCACCGCCAAAAAAUCAUCACAAUGGCCAGCUCACUGGUUACAAAAUUCAAAUCAAGAGUAACAGUAGCAACAAAAUCCUGGGCCAGAUGUCACUGAACGCUUCGACGACGUCGGUGAUCAUCAACAGUCUAACCUCGGGCAACAUAUAUACCGCUCGAGUUGCUGGUACUACGCACGCCGGAACUGGCCCUUUCUCCAGUCCAACGCUUCUGAGCAUGGACCCGGGACAGAUGACUCAGAAUCCUCCUCGCAGCGAUCCCAACUUCAACAAUAACUCGGUCGUCAAAGAAACCUGGUUCCUCGUGCUCAUGAUCAUGAUGGUGUUCAGCGUGAUAGCUGCCCUCCUAGGGGCAGUUUACGUCAAAAGACGCCAAGCCAUGAGUAAGCAACUCGGCCACUUGAACGUACCGGUGGGCACGGCUAACGACAUCUGCCAACUGAACAAAGACACGCUUUGGUUAGAACGUGGCUGGAGGCCGACAAACAGCUUGCAAAGCGGCGGUGACAAGGACUGCGAGACGAAGCUCUUGAACAAUCACAUGAUCGCUCCGGGCAUCGUGAGCAUGGCUGGCUCGGAAUACGCCGAAGUCAAUCUCACGACGUUCUACAACACGAGAAAGCCAUCCGCGCCUCCCGAACCCUAUGCCACGACGACAUUGUGCGUGGCGAACCGUAGCCCUGAGUCCAUGGAAACCAGCGGCCACAAGUCAAACUCGAGUGACUCGUGCAUCAAGCCCGACUACUCGAGUCUCGAGUCGGCGCAGGACCACAACAAGUCGACCAUGUCACCGAGCAGCGACAACGCGAGCAGCGUGUACACGGAUGAGAACGCCGACCGAAGAGGCAACUAUCGAGGUCAACAGCCCCAGCUGACAACCUCGGAGUCGCAGUCGCAGACGCUGCCCAACUGGUGCGACAUGCUGCCUCCACCUCCGGAGCAUCCGCCUCCGCCCGGCAACACACUGCCCAACCGAAUCCAGCAACAAAACGCGGCGUUCAGCCCUCAUCUGGGCAAGCGCAACGCUACGCAGAACGGCAUCGACUCGAGCGGCAAGUCGCAGAGUCCACCAACGCCACCGAUUCGCGUUGGUAACAACUUUUCCGGCUCACCGACGCCUUGGAAUGAGCCCCAGCAGCAGCAGCAGCAGCAACAGCAACAACAACAACAGCAGCAGUCGCAGCAGCAACAGAAUUCUAGGUACACCACGUUACCGCCGCAAACCAACCCUCCACCCGUGCCAUCGUUUCCCACCAACUUCAACCACUACGACCUGUACAAGGCCCAGGAAAACGAAUACGAGAGCGGUUCGCUCAUCUACGGUCAUCACCAGAACAACCAUCUUGACGACUUCCGUAAUCAGGAGACUAGCUACGGUAACGAGGCCUUUCGCCUCAAUGGCGAUCUCUUCCGAAACGACCACCUCUACCAGCCGGAUAACGACGAGUGGGACCGUAAAUCGUGCGACUCCAAUACCCACUCGGAUAUGUGUUGCUCGUGCUCCGAGUCGAGUUGCCUUUACGCUGAUACCAUGGAGUAUAACAAUCAGUUUGCCGGCGGACAGCCGCAGCCGCAGCAGCAGCAGCAGCAGCAGCAGCAGCAGCAGCAGCAGCAGCAGCAGCAGCAGCAGCAGCAGCAGCAACAGCCUCUGCAACUGAGUGCCUCGUCGUGCGCUAACAAUACCGGCAACCGCAGCACUGGCUCGCGAACUCGCAACAACCGCAGUCCCAGACGGCGCAACAGGUCCUCCUCCCCAACCUAUAGCACCGACAGUAACUACUCCUGCAUUCCUCAGCGGGCCUGUCCCUCGGCCAAUUCUCAGGAUCGGCUCAGGCAUACCCGCAGCAAAGACAAAGUGCCUAGCUUCACGAGAUCAGGGGUCUACCCGCAGCACAACUCGUCGGCGACCAACUCGAUAGGCAGCUCGAGCAGCCAACGCUACAACAAGCUCAACAGUCUCUUCAGCAGCAACCCCUCGGAGAGCUCUCGGCUUAACGACCAUCGCGACAGCUAAGUUCCACCUGCCGUUGCCCGGGGCAUCAUACUCACUGUACAUAGAUGAUUCGACAGCAGCUCCACCGGGCCAACACUUUUAUGCGAAUCUCCUGAUCGACUUUCGUUCCGGACCGUUCGUUCUGUAACGAACACUUGUGCGAUCUAAUCGCUGGAAUCUUCGUGCGCUCUUUCUUUUAUUUUUUUUUUAAUUUUUUGUCAUCGAGCGUCGACAAGCUCCGCGAGAGUGGCUAUUUUUGCACGACGGCUUUGACGAACUAGUGAAUUGGCGAUCGAUGUGACGCUGCUGACAAGAUGUGCACGUUUAUAUUUUAGAUAAGAACGUUCCUACAAUCUUCUUUGAAAUAGAGAAAGCAAGAGAGAGAGGGAGGCGAAAUCUCGGGAGCUUCUUCCAGAGCGCAAUAAACCUACUUACUCACUACCGAGUGUUGUUAUAGAGUAAGGCGACCUAAAGUGCGCGCUCGAAGGUGUAUUAAUCAUAUCAAGUGAUUUUUGUAAACAUUGUACAGUGUCGAGAAUUGGAGCAGAUGGAUAAUAGUCAUUAGUUAUUAAUAUAACACGUCGCGAUGUAGAUGCUAAUGGAAGUUCUAUGGGGAUCAUAUGGCUACUGAGGUAACUCUCCCCCGACAAUUCAGUAAGAAUGUGAUUAUGUUAUUAUACAUCAUGUGAAAAGCCGAACGUAAGCGGUUCACGUUGUUUAUACUUUCUUAUUAUCUUCGUGUUCUUUUUAACGCUCUAAGGUGUACACAAUUUCUAAACUUAGCUAUUUGAAGAACGCUAGAGAAGCGCUGCCAUAUGCAUACAAAAGAAGAGCUUCGCUUAACGAAUUUUUUUAACUUUAUUUUUUUC